Prunus mume (Japanese apricot) is the source of this 1842-nucleotide messenger RNA. Lineage: Eukaryota; Viridiplantae; Streptophyta; Magnoliopsida; Rosales; Rosaceae. The record is from RefSeq and is a predicted model, not a curated record.
GAAAGAAAGCAACCAUUCUAUUUCCAAGAGAGAGAGAGACAUUCGCAUAGAGUAGCGUUACUCUUUUUUCUCUCUCACUGCUCACAUUCCGUACUAUGUAAACUCUUGCUUCUCCUCAUCUUCUUCAGUAUCGCCGCCUCUUCUCUGACCACUUCCCCAAAACCCAUUUGCAGAAAUCUACAGUUCAUAGACAAAACCUCACUCAAUUAGGCUCUGCCUUUGUUUCCAGGGCUUCCGCUUCAUCUAAUGCUCACGCAAUUGAGAGACCCUUAACUGUGAAGUUAUUUUUUGCACUAUGGGGAGGCUUGGGAUGUAUAAAGUUUCAUGAUUGAUAUUAGAACUCGAGGCAACUUCAGUUCAGAAAUUAGAACUCAAGGUCACAAUUGACUGGCUAUCCAAAGGCCAACAGGAAUUCCUCAUCUUGGCCUCAACUAUUGAGUUUUUUUUGGUAGUGGAAGUUGGACUCUCAUGUAAUUGUCAUUCUCAUUUUGUCCUUUAGAAUCACAUCUCUGUGUGUAGAGAGAGAGAAUGGAACCACCAUCUCCAGACUGCAAUGGUGCAGAAGCGGUACUAAAUCUCCAACCGAGCUCAUCAAUUCCUGUUACGUAUCACCCUCUCUUUGGUCCUCACGAUGAUCUAAUCCUCCUUGAGCUCGAUCAGAAACUUCUCCCUGAUGUCCUGCACCAAAGAGUAACUAUUAGAGGACAGCCUGAUGAAGAUGCAGUCCUCUGCACGGAGUCAAAAACUUAUGCAAUCAAAUCCGUUGGAACUUCAAAUUCUGUUUUUCUCAUUCCCCCAUCAAGUCAAUUUAAUUCUUUUGAAAGCCCAAUAUGUUGUGAUGAGAACUAUCAUGAUCCGCAAUCUGUUGCUUCUGUCAUUAAGAUUGCAACCGGUAACAUGGAACUUGUUGAAGUUGCCCCUAGACUUGACAAGCUAAGGUCGCUACUUUUUGAGAAUCCUUACAGAUCUGAGGAGGACGUAGAAAUGGUGGACGUGGAAGAGAUGGAAGGAAAGAAUACAGGACUGUAUAGCUGGGAUGAUCUUAUUGAGAAGGUUCAAGCUAGUGAUGAUGAAUUAAGGACUGGGUUGCAGGCUCUUUCGGCAGUGGAUAUUUAUGGAUGUUGGAGAAUUGUGGAUGAGAAGUACAUGGACAGAAUUCUUAGGAUGCUUUUGCACAAUUCAGUGCUGAAUGAUUGGUCAUUGUCUUGUCUGAAUGAAGACGACGUUGUCAAUGCAUUGGAAUCAGAUGGCUUUCCCCACAAACUUGCAAACCACUGCUUGCAUGUUUAUGGUAGCAAGGUGAUUGAGGGUGUGAGCACAAGUAGUAUAUGGAAGUUGGAUGAGAGGAAGGUAUGUGUGCAUUUUGCAAGAGACAUCUUGAGAGACGGGAAUAGGAAGAUGGAGAGGUUCAUGGAGGACUGGACACGUAAGGUUCCCGAAGGGAUGCCUGCAAGUUUAGACUUGUUGGAAGGUGAAGUUUUGAUAGAGAAGCUUGGCGCAGAGACAUGGAUUCGAGCCUUCAGCGUAUCAUCUCUACCCUACAACCCUGCAGAGCGAUUCUCCGUCCUCUUUAAAGAGCGUCCAAAAUGGGAGUGGAAGGAUCUACAGCCCUUUAUCAGUGACUUGAGAGUGCCGGGUCUUUCUGCCGAAGGUUUGCUUCUCAAAUACACUAGAAGAACACAACCAACUGCUGAUGCAGAACCCGUUUUCAGCAUAAGAUAGUGUUAAAAUAUAUGUUAAUUGUCAUCUGCAUAAUAUUAUUCCAUGUGUCCUAAUCAAAGAAUACUUGAUUUUGCUAAGAAACUGAUAUAAUAUUCUCAGAUAUAUCCUUUAUUUUCUUUU